AUGGCUGACGGACGCAGAGGUCGUGGUAGACCCAGAACCCAGAAUUCGGACUCUGAACCGCCAAGUGGUAGUGAAGGUUUUCAAGGGCCUCAGUUUAUGCAACAGAUGCAACAACAACAAAAUCAAUUCAUGCAACAAAUGAUGCAACAGUGGAAUGGUGGUUUGCAUCCUCAAGGAGUUCCACCGGUAGCUGUAGGUGGUAGUUUCCGAGAUUUCUUCCGCAUGAAUCCUCCAGAAUUCCAUGGUGGGCUGAAUCCUGUGAAGGCUCGGAAGUGGAUAACCGGCAUGGAAAGGAUUUUUCGGAUAGUGCAUUGUAGUGAAGAAAAUAAGGUUGUGUUUGCUUCUCACAUGAUGAAGGGUUCAGCUUAUUUUCCUAGUUCUUUGAGGACUCGGAAAGAGUUUGAAUUUCAACAGCUCAAGCAGGGAACUAUGUCAGUAGCUGCGUAUGCUGAGAAGUUCGAAGAUAUGGCUGCUUAUUCUAGACAAGCUGCGUACGCACCGGAUGAGAGGCAAUGUUAUGUGGCUGAGAAUAGUUUGAAGAAAGUUCAAGAAGAAAGGGGUCAGUACAGGAGUGGGCAGAGAGACCAAGGAAGGCCAGGAAAUCAGUUCAGGCCUAGAUCUCAGGCUUUCAAAGGAAAACAGGUGCAACAUGCAAGACCUAACCAACCUCCUCAAUGUCAAGUAUGUAAGAAGUAUCAUUUUGGAAGAUAUGAUGUAAGUGGAAUUAGGUGUUUUACUUGUCAUAGGGAGGGACACAUGUCUAGGGAAUGUCCUCAGAAUAAGAAUCAGAUGCAGGGGAGGAGCGUCGGUCGAGUUUAUACUUUGGAUGCAAGGAAGGCUAAGAGCAACAAUGCCUUAAUUGUUGGUACGUGUUUCAUCAAUAAUCAUCCUUGUUUUGUAUUGUUUGAUUGUGGGGCGACACACUCUUUUAUAUCAAUUCGGUGCAUGAAGCGUAUUGGCUUGCAAGCAAUUCCCUUGUCUCCUCGUAUGGUGGUUACUACCGCCAUGGAUGAUGUGGUUGAAACACCGUUGAUUUGUGAAAAUUGUUCGAUAUCGGUAAAUGGUAAAGUUUUUCAGAUUGAUCUAAUUUUUUUACCACUUAAGAAGGUUGAUGUGGUUUUGGGGAUGGAUUGUCUUUCCGCCAACUCGGUGUUUAUUGGUUGUGAAGAGAAGUUGAUUAUCAUUCCAUCUAGUGAAGCUACUCCAAAGGAUGUGAUAACUACAAUCUUGGAAGGUACAGUUGGCAUGAUUAAUUUCUUAUUUGAGAAUGAAAAGUCAGUUCUCUUGGAUGUUUCCUCUCUUCCUCCUGAAAGGGAAGUGGAAUUCUCUAUUGAUCUGGUACCUGGGACGGCUCCAAUCUCUGUCUCUCUGUAUCGCAUGGCGCCACUAGAGUUGAGAGAGUUGAAAAAUCAAUUGGAAGAGUUGCUAACUAAGCAUUUUAUCCGACCUAGUGUCUCACCAUGGGGAGCUCCAGUGUUACUAGUAAAGAAGAAGGACGGUAGUAUGCGGUUGUGUAUUGAUUAUCGCCAGUUGAAUAAAGUUACCAUCAAGAACAAGUACCCUCUGGCUCGGAUAGACGAUUUGUUAGAUCAGUUGAAAGGAGCCUGCGUGUUCUCGAAGAUUGAUCUACGAUCGGGCUAUCAUCAAAUAAGAGUUAAGAGUUUGGAUGUGCCGAAGACCGCAUUUAGAACCUGA
Molecule: messenger RNA, 1695 nt
Organism: Lathyrus oleraceus (garden pea)
Lineage: Eukaryota; Viridiplantae; Streptophyta; Magnoliopsida; Fabales; Fabaceae
Exons: 4
Coding region: 1-1695 (564 amino acids)
Molecular function (GO): nucleic acid binding; zinc ion binding
Source: RefSeq, a predicted model, not a curated record